Molecule: messenger RNA, 876 nt
Organism: Sparassis crispa
Lineage: Eukaryota; Fungi; Basidiomycota; Agaricomycetes; Polyporales; Sparassidaceae
Product: Eukaryotic translation initiation factor 3 subunit G
Exons: 7
Coding region: 1-876 (291 amino acids)
Cellular component (GO): cytoplasm; eukaryotic translation initiation factor 3 complex
Molecular function (GO): RNA binding; translation initiation factor activity
Source: RefSeq, a predicted model, not a curated record
AUGGCAUCAGCGGGAGUACCCAAAACAUCUUGGGCAGACGAUGUUGACGAGUCGGAGCAACCUGCCAAGGUCGAAGACUACGUCGACGAGAAUGGGAUAAGAACUACGGUGGAGUAUGCGAUUAACGAUGAGGGUAAGAAAGUCAAAAUCACGCGUAAAAUCAAGCGAACCUUGCAGAAAUCACUAGUUGAACAUAGCGUGGCGGAGCGGCAGAAUUGGGCCAAGUUCGGUCAGGAAAGGGGCAAUAAACCAGGUCCUGAUCGCGCGACGACUACCGUUGGAGAAAAUGUCAGCCUGAAAAUCAGUGCGGGCAACAAGUCGUCAGAGCCAGAACCAUCACCUGAACAAACGCUGAAGACCAAUCUUGCAAGAGCUGGCGCUGGCAAAGUCGUCUGUCGGCUAUGCAAGGGGGAACACUUCACUGCAAAAUGCCCUUACAAAGACUCUUUGCCCGGUCUAGACGGAGCAGAGACUCCUCCGUUCGGGGGGGACGAUGCGCCGGCGGAAACGUCCGCCGCGCCUGCUGCUACUACUGGUGGGAAGUACGUACCACCGUCUAUGCGUCCCGGUGGUCGUGGCGCGGGCGAGUCAAUGUCGCGACCCGGAGGCUCGCGCGAUGAUUUGCCUACCCUUCGCAUCACAAACAUCUCCGAGGACACCCAGGAGAACGACUUGCGCGAUCUUUUUGGCACCUUCGGUCGUGUUGCUCGUGUAUAUGUUGGUCGUGAUCGUGAAACGGGCGCAGGCAAAGGCUUCGCAUUCGUCAGCUUUGAGGAGCGGGCCAAUGCACAGAAGGCGAUGGAGAAGAUGCAUGGGCGAGGAUAUGACAAUCUCAUCUUGAAUAUUCAGUGGUCACAACCGAGGGAGCAACGCUGA